AUGGCCACCGUGGAUCGGACUCCCUCGACGAAGAGCCUGACGGAUUUGCCAAAAGACGCCGACUCUGCCGUCUCUAGUUUGCUUGACGACGACGAUGAUGACGCCCGCACACGAAUCUCCCCUGAUGGGCAGGUGGCACCUCGAGGUUCGAGGAGAAGUACUGCGGCCUCCCCCGCCAGCAGUGGAGCGGCACAGGACGUCUUCCGCUGCCCCUCAGAGGCGGUGGUGUCUCUUGAGCAGCACUACCUCACCACAGUGCAGCAGUUAGAGAAAAUAAAGCGCAUGUACCAUCGACUCGACACCCACAACGACGAUCUGGAGGAUUCCUUUGUUGUGCUUCGCGAUCGACUGGACGCCUUUCGCUCAUUUGUUGUCGUUCGUCUCAGCAGGACCGCAAAGGAACUGCGUGGGGAGGUGCGUUUUUUGCGAGACACGGUCUUAUUUCUGAUGGAAGAUUUUGCGGAAAACUUGCGUCGGUGUGGGAGGCAUAUUAUCUCCCGCGUCAAGCACGCUGGUGGGGCGAGUGAGCCACCAUCGCUGCCGCUGGGACCGUUUCAUCUCGUACCUGCGAGUGACGUUCACCACAACCAUCCAAACUCCUUCUGUGUGCAUGGCAAUGUGAACACCAUGAAUACUGAUCCAGAGAAGAGAAAACAAAGUGGUUUGCUCUCGCGGGAGGCACUUGUGCGCAGCCCCCGUUCCCCUCGCUCGGCUUUUCCGGCCACUCCUGGCUCUAUGGCGGAGCUACGGGGAGCUCUGGACAAAGCACUGCGGAAGCAAGAGCAUCUGGAAGACAAAUUUAUCCGGCAGCAACAAAGUUACGAAAAACACAUUCAAAGCAUAAAGGAUUUGCAUGCGCAAAAGGAGCGCACCUUGCGGCGACGAAUAGAGUUACUCGAGCGCUUUGUUAGACGUGAUGUGUCCGGCGAGAACUUCACUGACGACAGCACUAGGAGGGAUGGCGAUGAUGACGAGUUUCAUGAGGCCGGCAGCAAUGGAAGGUCACCACAUUCGUCAAAACUGUUUAGGAGAGAUUUGUUUGCUAAUAAAAAUCAUGGCGUGGAUCCGCGGUUAAGUACAAGUAAUGCGCUUAACUGCACGUCACGUCGAUCUCGUCUUUCGAUAGAGCGAACCCCACCGGGGGAGGCGGAUGCACUUGGCGAGGAGUUGUGCAGCAAACGUGAGGGCGAGAAAUCGGGCGGGUGGGGCGCCCCUUCGUCCGUGUACGCGAUGGCUGCCGGUGAGCACGCAAGCACGGCGUCCGAUGGAAAUGGUGUCAGUCGUCGCGCUCAUCGUUCUCCCCGCAAUGAAGGCCGUCCGCGCCAGCGUUUCUCUGCGCCGGGUGAGGCGGCGGCGGCGAUGGAGCCGUGGACACUGGGACACGAUGUGGAGCGCCGUGUGCGGUCGCAGAUGUUGUCGGGUGGCCGUAAAACCCCCUACGAGGGGAGAUGUUGUAGGCACUUUUCCCCCACAUCAAGGCGGGAGGAAAAGGAACUGGAGGCGGCGGCGGCUCGUUUGUUGGAUGUUGUGUCCGAUGCAUACACAGCUCAAAACGAUCAACACCAACGGCAGCGUGAGCAUCCACGCGUAAAAAGUGGCGUUUGUGAGGAUGACGUGGUCAGUCGACUGUAUUACCUGCGGCGACCACCACCCAGGCGUCCUGGCACGAAAACAUAUCUCUCUCCCGUACCCAGGAGCGGAUCAGUGCCUCGUCCUGAGAAGUUUUCGGACGUCUCCACAGUGGCGCGUGGGCUGUGGGCGGAGAAGUUGCUGCAACAACGGGCCACCCAGCGGCUGAGCUGA
Trypanosoma cruzi is the source of this 1803-nucleotide messenger RNA. RefSeq lists its product as uncharacterized. The coding region runs from base 1 to 1803 and encodes 600 amino acids. The transcript has a single exon. The record is from RefSeq and is a predicted model, not a curated record. Lineage: Eukaryota; Euglenozoa; Kinetoplastea; Trypanosomatida; Trypanosomatidae.